Molecule: messenger RNA, 3628 nt
Organism: Naegleria gruberi
Lineage: Eukaryota; Heterolobosea; Eutetramitea; Acrasida; Naegleriidae
Exons: 10
Coding region: 20-3610 (1196 amino acids)
Biological process (GO): phospholipid translocation
Cellular component (GO): plasma membrane
Molecular function (GO): ATP binding; ATP hydrolysis activity; ATPase-coupled intramembrane lipid carrier activity
Source: RefSeq, a predicted model, not a curated record
UUUUUAAUAUCAAAUAGGAAUGAGUAUCAAUCGGUCUGACGAAGAAAAGUCUACAAAACAACUUCCUGCACUGACCAACAAGACUCUUCAAGAACCUCUUCUUGUUGCAUCUAGGUCGGAUGAUGAAAGUGAUGAUCUUUUAAGUGCCAGUUACCCAACUUAUAAUGGCACUACAAAUGUAGCCCAUCAUCACACCACCGAAUCGAAAAAUUCAAGAAUUAUUUAUGUAAACGAUCACGUGGCCAAUGCUCACUUUAAGUACACAUUGAACGAUAUCAAAACUACAAAGUAUUCCUAUUUAAACUUUAUUCCCAAGAAUUUAUGGGAACAAUUUCAUAGAUUUGCCAAUUGUUACUUUUUGGUUGUGGCUGUAUUGCAGUUGAUCCCAACCCUUUCGCCAACUGGUCAAUUUACUACCUUUAUCCCUCUCUCUAUUGUUUUGAUUUUUACCAUGUUGAAGGACGCCUAUGAGGACAUUAGAAGACGUUACUCUGAUAAUAUUACAAACAAGAGACUGGCUCACGUACUGAGAAAUGGACAAUUUGUUGAUGUAUUUUGGAAGGAUGUUCAUACUGGUGAUAUUGUUCGUGUAAUGAAUAAGGAACCAUUCCCUUGUGAUUUGACAAUUCUUUCAUCAAGUGAACAUCAAGGAAUUUGUUAUAUUGAAACAUCAAGUCUUGACGGUGAAACCAAUUUGAAGAUAAGAAGAUCCAGACCUGAAACUAUGGAUUUAAUAUCUCCAAAUGUAUUGGAAAAUACUAAAAUGACUUUGGAAUGUGAAAAACCAAACAAUAGAUUAUACAAAUAUGAAGGUACUCUUAUUUUGCAGGACGGAAAGAAGCUUUCAUUGGACCCAGAACAAGUGUGUUUGAGAGGAUCAUCAUUGAGAAACACUGAUUUUAUAGUUGGUAUUGCUACUUUCACAGGUCAUGAUACUAAACUCAUGAUGAACACCAAAGAAACACCACACAAGACUAGUAGAAUUGAAAGACUUACCAACAAAUUAGUGUUACUCGUUCUUGCUUUGGAAAUUACUCUUAUUGUUGUUUGUGAUAUUUGUCUUAUGGUUUGGACAGCCAAUAAUAGUAAAAUGUGGUACUUGUUUAGAGGACUUGAAGUCAAUGCAGGACAAAUUGCUUGGGUUGGUUUCAAAGGUUUUUGGACUUUCCUUAUUUUGUUGAACAAUUUGAUCCCUAUCUCAUUGUACAUUUCUAUUGAAUCGGCAAAACUUGUACAAGGUAUUAUUAUGAGCAAGGAUUUGGAAAUGUAUCACGAAGACACCGAUACACCUGCAAACGUUAGAUCAUCUGCUUUGAAUGAAGAAUUAGGUCAAAUUAAUUUCAUUUUCUCUGACAAGACAGGUACCCUUACUGAAAACAAGAUGGACUUUAUGAAGUGUUCUGUUGGUGGUAUUUUGUACGGUAAACCUUUGGUUGAUGACAGACCAGCAAGUGCUAAAAACAAUCCUAACUUCCAAUUCUAUGAUGAAAGAAUGAACGACGCUACAUGGAAGAAUGAUCAAAAUAGAGCUAACGUUGAAGAUUUUUUGAGACUUCUUGCUGUUUGUCACACUGUUAUUCCUGAAAGAGGAAAGGGACAAGAAAUUGCUUAUCAAGCUUCAUCUCCUGAUGAAGCAGCAUUGGUUAAGGCUGCUAAAUACUUGGGAGUUGAAUUUAUUUCCAGAACACCAAAUGAAGUUACUAUUAGAUGCUUGGGCAGUGAUGAAACCUAUCAAGUUUUGGACAUUAUUGAAUUUUCCAGUGAUAGAAAGAGACAAUCAGUUAUUGUUAGAGAUCCACAAGGAAGAUUAGUUCUUUUGUGUAAGGGUGCUGACUCUGUUAUUUAUCCACUUCUUAUUCCAAACCAACAACAUUCUGAAAUUACAUUAAAUCACUUGGAACAAAUGGGUACUGAAGGUUUGCGUACUCUUUUGUGCACAAAGGCAUACCUCGAUGAAAGAGAAUAUGAAAUUUGGCACAGAGAAUAUGAGGAAGCUAAGACUUCUCUUGAGGACAGAACUAGAAAGGUUGAAACAGUGGCUGCCAAGAUUGAAAAGAAUAUGGAAUUGGUUGGUGCUACUGGUAUUGAGGACAAACUUCAAACUGGUGUUGCCGAUACUAUCUAUGAAUUGGGUAAUGCUGGUAUUAAGAUUUGGGUUCUCACUGGUGACAAACUUGAAACAGCUAUCAAUAUUGGUUUUGCUUGUGACUUGUUGAACUCUUCUAUGAGUAUUCUUGUUGUUGAAGGCCAUAACUAUUCAGACAUUAAGGAAUUUUUGGAAAAGUCUUUAAAUGCUGCUACCAGUGCUCGUGAAAGUGAAGACGUUCUUGGUUUGGUAGUUGAUGGUGAAAGACUUCAUGCAAUUUUGGAAGAUCACUUAUUGAGAGAAUUGUUCUUGCAACUUUCUAUCAAAUGUAAAUCAGUUAUUUGUUGCCGUGUCUCUCCAAAGCAAAAGGCCGACGUUGUUCUUUUGGUUAAACAAAAUGUUGACAGUGUCACUCUUGCUAUUGGUGAUGGUGCUAAUGAUGUGAGUAUGAUUCAAAGUGCCCACGUUGGUAUUGGUAUUUCUGGUGUUGAAGGUCUUCAAGCUGCAAAUUCUUCCGAUUAUUCUAUUGGUCAAUUCCGUUUCCUUAAAAGAUUGUUGUUAGUACACGGUCGUUGGAGCUAUAGAAGAGUUUCCAAACUUGUUCUCUAUUGCUUCUACAAGAACAGUAUUCUUUAUCUUACUCAAUUAUGGUUUGUCUUCUUCAAUGGUUUCUCAGGUACCAGUAUUCACGACAGAUGGACAAUUGGUCUUUAUAACCUUGUCUUCUCUUGUAUGCCUAUCCUUGUAUUGGCAGUUUUGGACAGAGAUGUACCUGCUACUGUUGCUGAGAAAUUCCCUGAACUUUACCAUCAAGGCCACAAAAAUGCUUUCUUCAAUUCUAAAGUUUUCAUUGGAUGGAUUGCCAACUCUAUCUUCCACUCACUUGUGUGUUUCUUUGUACCAUAUUUAUGCUUGGUUGGAGCCAAAUUCCCUGAUGGACAAGAUAUUGAUACUUACAGCAUUGGUAUUGUAGUUUAUUCUUCAACAUUGGUAGUUAUUACUCUCAAGAUUGCUUUGGAAACCUCUUCUUGGACAUGGAUGCACGUUGGUUGGUAUGCUGGAUCUGUUUUACUUUGGCCAAUUUUCAUUUUCGUUUAUGGAUCUUUGUACUAUGCUUUCCGUUAUCCAUAUCCAGUUUUAAAGGAAUUCUACGACAUUUUACAAGAAUAUCGUAUCUUCUUAACACCACACUUUUGGCUUGUAUUGAUGGUAACAGCUGCUCUUUGUUGUAUGCGUGAUGUUUUCUGGAAGUUCUGGGUUAGAAUUCAAUCAAGAAAUCUCUACUAUGAAAUCCAAAGCAAACACGACAAGAAAUCAAGAGAAGAAAUUAUGUUCAACUUCCCAUUCGAAGAAGGUUUGCCUGUCAAGAUCAAAAAGAGAACCAAGAGCCCUAUUGAAGUUAAUAACCUCAAGAAGUUCUUUACCAACGUAACUAAGGUUGGUGAAUAUCGUGGUUUCGCUUUCUCUCAAACAGAAAACCAACAAGACCUCAUUAAGGAAUAUUAUGGAGAGACUAAACAAUAAAUUUUGUGCUUUUACUGU